AUGGAAUCAAAGAACAUCACCACCACUGUGACAGAAUUUGUCCUGUUGGGCCUGGCACAGAGUUGCAAGCUGCAGUACUGUCUCUGUGUGAUGUCUCUCAUCUAUGUGGUAACCUGGCCAGUGACCUUCACCACCAUUGCAACUGUAGCUGUUGAUCACCAGAUCCACACACCCAUAUACGUCCUGCUGGCCAGCUUAGCUUUCCUUGGUGUCAGUGAUUCCUCAGUCAAUAAUCCCAAACUGCUCAGGCCUCCUCACCCAACGAUGACAGCUGAUCGGUAUGUGGCCAUCUGUGAGCCACUGUGUAACCUGUCUAUCAUGAACUGGAACAUGUGUAUAGGAUUGGUGGCAAUUGCAUGGUUCAGUGGAUUUGUACACUCUACUAUACAAAAUGUUUUUCUUCUCCAGCUACCAUUCUGUGGCCCAAAACUAGACAAUUUCUACUGUGUUGUCCCUCAAGUCAUCAAAGUGGCCUGCGCUGACAUCUGCAUGGCUGAACUACAGAUGGUGUUUAAUAGUGGAGUGAUUCUCAUUAUUCUUUUUGUAAUCUUGAUUAUUUCUUAUACUGUCAUCUUGCCAAAGAUAAGGACAUGCAUCACAGAAGGGAAGCAGAAAGCCCUGUCUACCUGUGGAACCCAGAUAACCAUUGUGAGCUUGAUAUUCAUGCCCUGCAUCUUUUUGUAUGCUCAGCCUUAUAAAGAAUUCUCUAUGGACAAGGUGGCCUCCAUUGUUUAUACUGUGGUCACCCCAAUACUAAACCCAAUGACCUACACACUGAGUACACUGAGAUGA
This is a messenger RNA of Pelecanus crispus (Dalmatian pelican), 792 nucleotides long. The record is from RefSeq and is a predicted model, not a curated record. Lineage: Eukaryota; Metazoa; Chordata; Aves; Pelecaniformes; Pelecanidae.